AUGGACGUCAAGCCUGGAGGUGGCGCAGGCGUCGCCGACGCAGCGGCAGAAACCGGCACCCCACGUACAUCUUCAAUAGCUGACAGCCAGGAUGCUGCGCCGCCACCAGCAAACCCGAAGCCCAAGCGUAUCCGACCGAAGCAGGUGCCGCUCGGCACCUUAAUCGGCCAACUGCAAGGCGUGCUAACGCUCAAACAGAAGCAUGUGGACGAGCUACGCUCUGUCCAUGAGCAGCUCCAGGCGCGCGCAACAACGGCGCAGACGCUGGUGCGCAACGCAGAGCAGCUCAUUCUGCUGGGGGAGCUGCUGGCGGAAAGCGGUGGUGGCGCGUCCGCGGCCACGGCCACCGCCGCCGCCGCCGCAGCCACUGCCCGCGCACAGAGCACGUCUGAUAGUUUGGAUGAGCUGCAGCAGUACAAGCAAGAGCUUGAGGCCGAGGCGGCGCCGCCCGCGCCAGGGACGGCGGGCGCCCCCGCGCUGCUGCCGCUCAACUGGAGCCCCGCUGCUGCCGCGGCGGCGUCCAAUGGCAGCGUCUCCUCUGAAGAUCUUAGGAGCCACCUGAAAUCGUAUGUGCAAUCAUGCAGCCCCCUGAUAAGCCGCGUGCGCGACGGCGCGCCGGACGCCGCGGCCUGCGCGGCUGAGCUGGAGCGGCUGCGAAGCGAGCUGCUCCAGCAGAUGGCGCUGGCCCUGGUCGCGCGCGCCCCACAGGCCACGCCCCCAGUGGAUGUUUGGCUGCGCCCACUCGACAGGCCGCCAACCCCCAGCGCCUCCGCGCGCGGCGACGAAGCCGGGGGCACAGACGAGCGCACGGGCAGCAGCGGCGGUGGCAGGCAUGGGGCCGCUCGGGACGAGGCAGGGGAGGUCGACGGACGCAGCGGCGGCGGCGGCAGCGGACGCUCUGGUGCGGCGCCGGGGCCGCCCCCGCUGGCACACUGGGUGUGGGCCGUCAAGACUGGCCUGCGCCUAGACAGCGGCCAGGAGGUGAUGGUGGACGCUCUGCUGGGAGCAUGGCGCCGUCGCAACAAACAGGCCACCCAGCUGCGCGAGGCGCUGCUGCGACAGUGCUCUGAGAGCGACCCGCGGGACAGCGCAGAGCAGCAAGAACUUCUGUUGUCCCUGGACGCGGCUCAGGAGGCGUUCCUGGUGAACUAUGCAGUGUGCAUCUUAAGCUUUUACGGCGCUGUGCUGCGCGCCGAGCAGGUGCGCGCGUGA
This is a messenger RNA of Monoraphidium neglectum, 1212 nucleotides long. RefSeq lists its product as hypothetical. The transcript is spliced from 3 exons. The record is from RefSeq and is a predicted model, not a curated record. Lineage: Eukaryota; Viridiplantae; Chlorophyta; Chlorophyceae; Sphaeropleales; Selenastraceae. The coding region runs from base 1 to 1212 and encodes 403 amino acids.